Nicotiana tabacum (common tobacco) is the source of this 1360-nucleotide messenger RNA. RefSeq lists its product as uncharacterized. Gene Ontology annotation, molecular function: ubiquitin binding. Lineage: Eukaryota; Viridiplantae; Streptophyta; Magnoliopsida; Solanales; Solanaceae. The record is from RefSeq and is a predicted model, not a curated record.
CCUCAUCUCCACUAUAUAUAUAUAUAUAUAUAUAUAAAAAGAGAAGCACACCACAAAAGGAGACCACGAUAAUGCAAACCAAAGCCACCAAGCAAAAAGGAGUAUCCCUCAAGAAAAGCUUCGAAUCUCAAAACCUUACAUCACAUGCAACUCACAAAACCCUAAACCUAAUCUCUUAAAUCGGCUAUCAUAUAAUCAAUCUCUCUCUCAAUUACUUCGUACUGGGAAAUUAAAUUAGAUUGAAAGAUUGUUGUGAGUCGAACUGUUUUACACGGAGACUAGACAAUGUCUGCAAUUGUUUGCGGCAAGAGAUCUUUCUUUGAUGAUUUACAAUCGCCGUCGCCGACUUCAGCGUCGCCGCCUGUCUCGAAGAAGCUUCGCUGUUCUUCCUCCACUUCUCCGGUUCGAUUCUCCGCUUCGCCGCCGCCGUCCACGUUCAUGGAUCAGCUGAGAGCUUUGUUUCCUAAUAUGGACAGUCAGCUUAUUGAGAAAGCUCUUGAAGAGUGUGGCAAUGACUUGGAUGCAGCUAUUAAGAGGCUACAUGAGCUUCACCUUGUGUAUGCCAAUGGGAAAUCAGUUACUGAUGGAGAGAUGGAUAAUGGAGAAAAACCAGCUAAUGGCCCAGAUGUCCGAUCUGAAGGUCCUUCUCUCCAGAAUAAUCUUCCAGCUGAUGGUGCAGAAUGGGUGGAGUUGUUGGUCCGGGAAAUGAUGAGUGCUACAAGCAUAGAUGAUGCUAGGGCUCGUGCCACAAGAGUGUUGGAGAGCCUAGAGCAAUCAAUCAGUGCACAUGCCGGUGCAGGAGCAGCUCAAAGUGUUCACAAGGAAAAUAUGAUGUUGAAGGAGCAAAUUGAGAUGCUUCUUAGAGAAAAUACCAUUCUCAAACGUGCUGUUUCCAUCCAGCAUGAACGGCAAAAGGAGUAUGAUGAUAGAAAUCAGGAAGUGCAGCAAUUGAAGCAGCUGAUCGCUCAAUAUCAGGAACAAUUAAAAACGCUUGAGGUGAAUAAUUAUGCUUUGAAAAUGCAUUUGCGCCAGGCUCAGCAAAGCAACUCUAUUCCCGGACGGUUCCAUCCAGAUAUCUUCUAGUGUUGAGACACAUUCUGAUAAAGAUGUGGAACAUACAAAGACACAGCCCGUUGGCGUCUUGUCAGCCAUGAUAUAGGAUGUAUUAAGCAAAUUCUAUACUACUAUUGUUUUUUAGAUUGAGAAAUGGUUUGCAUGUUGAGUUGAGGCCACUUUGGUUGAUGAUCCUGAUUAAGCAGUGUUGGAAUGGGCAUUAUCCAAAUGGUGAAGGCCUCAAAUGUGCUAGUAUAAGUGAUAUCAGGAAACUGGAUAUUAAAAUGUCUAAUUUCGUUUUCUGCUA